Messenger RNA from Dipodomys ordii (Ord's kangaroo rat), 345 nucleotides. Its product is annotated as chromosome unknown open reading frame, human C9orf57. Bases 1 to 345 code for a protein of 114 amino acids. The record is from RefSeq and is a predicted model, not a curated record. The transcript is spliced from 3 exons. NCBI's taxonomy places the organism in Eukaryota, Metazoa, Chordata, Mammalia, Rodentia, Heteromyidae.
AUGACGAGACAUAUGGUUCAACCUCCUUUUGGCUGUAAACUGACAAUGAGAAAGACUGUCUUUGCUGGUGUUUUUAUCUUUUCCUGUCUCUUAGGUGAUGUCAGAGGUGUGAUUUGUAGGUUAUGCAAUCUCUCCAUCCCCUUCCAUGGAUGUCUUUUAGACUUUGGGACCUGCAGAACAAAGCCCGGUCAGUUCUGUAAAGUGGAAGCGCACACUAAAGGUGGCAUUCAAUGGUAUACAACUAAAGGCUGUACAGAGAGUAUAUCAGAAUGCUUCAAGUUACAAUUAAGGAGGCAGGUACUUUUCUCCACCCACUGCUGCCAUUUUCCUUUAUGUAAUUUCUGA